This is a messenger RNA of Amphibalanus amphitrite, 1934 nucleotides long. Its product is annotated as cAMP-dependent protein kinase catalytic subunit 1-like. The transcript has 11 exons. Gene Ontology annotation, biological process: peptidyl-serine phosphorylation. NCBI's taxonomy places the organism in Eukaryota, Metazoa, Arthropoda, Thecostraca, Balanomorpha, Balanidae. Gene Ontology annotation, molecular function: cAMP-dependent protein kinase activity; ATP binding. The record is from RefSeq and is a predicted model, not a curated record. Gene Ontology annotation, cellular component: nucleus; cAMP-dependent protein kinase complex. The coding region runs from base 159 to 1214 and encodes 351 amino acids.
UGGGCCUCGUCGGUGCCGUGUGUCGUGUGGGGGUACCGCUGGUCGGUGGCUGUGGCUCGCGCGGACAUGGGGUAACGAUGUGGGCGGUGCAGCCAGUCUAGAGUGCGCGGCUCAGUGCAGGUGUCCCCGAGGGGCUGGUUUUGGUGGACGGUACCGAGAUGGGUAACACUGCGACCUCGAAGAAGGGCGACGCGUCGGAAAACGUCAAGGAAUUCCUAGAGAAGGCUAAGGAAGAUUUCGAAGAAAAAUGGAAAAACCCUUCCAAGAACACCGCGGCACUCGAGGACUUCGACCUGCUGAAGACCCUGGGCACCGGAUCGUUCGGCAGAGUGAUGCUGGUGCAGCACAAAGCCGGCAAGGACUACUUCGCCAUGAAGAUCCUAGACAAACAGAAGGUGGUUCGCCUGAAGCAAGUCGAGCACACUCUGAAUGAGAAGCGAAUUCUCCAGGCGAUCAGCUUCCCCUUCCUUGUUAGUCUGCAGUACCAUUUUAAGGACAACAAAAACCUGUACAUGGUUUUAGAGUACGUACCCGGUGGAGAGAUGUUCUCUCAUCUUAGAAAAAGCGGCAGGUUUAGCGAGUCGCACUCCCGGUUCUACGCGGCCCAGAUCGUGCUGUCGUUCGAGUACCUGCACUACCUGGACCUCAUCUAUCGGGACCUGAAGCCCGAGAACCUGCUCAUAGACAGCCAGGGAUACAUCAAGGUCACUGACUUCGGGUUCGCCAAGCGGGUCAAGGGCAGGACCUGGACGCUGUGCGGCACCCCCGAGUACCUGGCACCAGAGAUCAUCCUCAGCAAGGGCUACAACAAGGCGGUGGACUGGUGGGCGAUGGGCGUCCUCAUCUACGAGAUGGCCGCCGGCUACCCGCCCUUCUUCGCCGACCAGCCCAUCCAGAUCUAUGAGCGGAUCGUGGCCGGAAAGGUGCGCUACCCGUCCCACUUCAGCUCGGAGCUGAAGGACCUGCUGCGCAACCUGCUGCAGGUCGACCUCACCAAGCGCUACGGCAACCUCAAGAACGGUGUCAACGACAUUAAGGGACACAAGUGGUUCGCCACCACCGACUGGAUCGCCGUCUAUCAGAAGAAGGUGGAGGCGCCGUUCAUCCCCAAGUGCAAGGGUCCGGGCGACACGUCCAACUUCGAUGACUACGAGGAGGAGCGGUUACACGUGUCCUCCACGGAGAAAUGUGCCAAGGAGUUCGCCGACUUCUAGCGGCGACGUCCGACAGACCGAACCAAGUGCCCUGCGCGGCCGGAGCGCCGCGAAACGCCCGGAGACGGGCCAUAGUCAGCGGCCAGCGCGGCGCGCGUGGCCGGCCGCGCCCGGGCCGCCUCCUGCCCGACCCACCCCCGAUCAUUAUGCUAUUUUCUGUGUAAUUACUGGGUUUUAUAUUGGACGCGACCCGUCUGCCGAGAGCGAGUGCGAGUGGUGCGCGCGUGGCGGCCGGAGCGCGCUGGACAGGACGGACGUGGGCCGCCGCGCCGGCCAGAGAGUGAGUGGGAGCCAGAGUGGGAGAGAGCGCCCGCCGCCGACGGCGGUCGGACGGACCGCGCGUGUAUGCGUGUCUGCCCAUGCCGCCAUAGAGACUAUUUAACAGUAAUGUUGUACAAACCCCGCAGCUGACCUAAUCUCAUCAAAUUCUGUCCUAUGUGACGGGCCGCGUGACGCGUGACGCGCCCGCCGCCGCCGCCGUUACGCAGCUGUUGGUGUGUGUGCCGCCGUGACGGAGCUGCGCCCCGGGCCGCGGCGACACGCGCUGUGCCGCCGCACUGACGACGGCGUUCGGAUGCAGGGGGUGUUCUCUAGCGGACAAUAUGGGCAGCCUCGGUAUCUGUUCGUCAGUGUUCAUUGUUGUAGUUACAGCUGCGUUCAUAUUCUGUGAUUUAGUUGGAGAUUUUCAUUAAUACAUUAAAGUAUAUUGAGAAUCGCCAA